UCGGGUUUCAUUGAUCGGCGAGAUUCGGUAGCGCGUACACACAUACAAAACUGUUUAUUUUGAUAUUCAUGCGCAUAUUUUCGGUUCAUUAUUCACUUGUUUUUGCAAUAAGUACAUCGCAUAAAUCUUUGUAACCCUUCUUUCGAAGAAAAAGACGCAAGAGAUAAAAAAAACGUCUGUCAACAUUUUAUCUAAAGAAAAAUAUCCACGUUGAUUAUAUCAUUCUAGUGUGAUAGACACAAAAAAAACAACCGAAUUAUUAUCACAGCUUGAUAGUUUAUAUUACAUAUUAAAAAUGAGAAUUUUUGUUGGAGUGGGAGUUUGUUUACUAUUGCAUCUAUCAAUGUUGUACAAUGUAAAUGCUCAAACAAAUAACAUUGAAAUUGGUGAUUUUCGUCCAAUGGUAAUUUAUAACACAACAAAAGAGUAUCCGACACCAAAGCGACCAUGGUAUAAAGUGAUAUUUGACUUUUUCACUCGUUCGCAAAAGCCGGUGCUAAAUUUCAACGAAACAUUUCCAUCAAACAAAAGCAUUGAUUCGGAUUUGUGGCUUGCCGGCAUUCGAGUGAUGGACGCUGAUCGAUUUGGAAAAGGUGGCUUGGUGAAAAUUGUUGAUGGUGGUCUGCAUCAAACCUAUGUUACCAUUAAUUUUUGCUCAAAACCAGGCGAAUCGAUGCUCUACACAAUCAUAUUAAAUGCCGUUUAUAUGCGAAAUAAUUCAUAUCAACAAAAUGCAAUUCAAAAAGCAGCACCCACAAAUCCGUCACCAUCAUACGGUUGGAUUCAACCCACAAAUAUAUCAACGUUCAAUAGAAGUUCGGUUCUUGUACAAAAUCUAACAUCUCCAUCAAAUUCACCGUGGUGGCAUUUUUGGUAGUCAGCUAUUAGUCAUUCGUCAUCAUCGUGCGCACGCAAAACAGUCACGAUACUGAUUAAUGAAAAUGAAAAUGAACUGAAUUGAUAUCAAAUCAAAUAAAAUUAUAUUGUAGAACGAAACACGAAAA
Contarinia nasturtii (swede midge) is the source of this 1004-nucleotide messenger RNA. RefSeq lists its product as uncharacterized. The transcript has 2 exons. The coding region runs from base 296 to 877 and encodes 193 amino acids. The record is from RefSeq and is a predicted model, not a curated record. NCBI's taxonomy places the organism in Eukaryota, Metazoa, Arthropoda, Insecta, Diptera, Cecidomyiidae.